GAAGUCUUCACUAAUUUAUACAAAAUAAAAAUUGUUUUUUUUAAUCGUGAAAGAAGAAAAAAUAUAGUUAAUACUACUAUAUAUUGUAUUUUAGGAAAUAAUGAAUGAGGGUGGAAUCAUGUAGGCUAAUGGCUAAGCAAUAGUGUGGUCUUGUGUUGUGCCAGCUAGGAACCCCAAGGGGAUCCAAAGAACCUCGCGCAAGGGUAUAUCCGCCAUUGACCCUCAUCUUCUAUUACACAACUCUUCCGUAUUUAAGACACUUCAACUCUUCACAUGACUUUCAAAAUCUCCAUCUUCUCUCGUGUUUUGCUGUGUAUAUAUAUAUAUAUUUAAUAUUUAUUUAAUUUUCUGGAUCAAGAAGAGAGAAAAGUUCUGAUUGUUUCACGAAGACUCCAACCUACAACAAUGGCGGUUUAUGUCGAGAAGAAACACUGGUGGCUCCGUAACAAGAAGAUCGUGGAUAAGUACAUGAAGGAAGCGAAGAAUCUAAUAGCGAGCCAAGAUCCAAACGACGUCGAAUCAGCUCUAAACCUCCUCGACUCUGCUCUCUCCGUAUCUCCUCGCUACGAACUCGCUCUCGAGCUCAAAGCCAGAUCGCUUCUCUACCUCCGUCGAUUCAAAGACGUCGCCGAUAUGCUCCACGAUUACAUUCCGAGUCUUAAAUUCUCCGGCGAAGACUCCGGCAUCGGUUCGUCGGAAUCUUCUCGUGAAUCGGUUAGCCUUCUGAACGAGUUACCGAGUCACGGGGGUGUGUCUGGUGACUCGUCUUUUAAAUGCUUCUCCGUCUCCGAUUUGAAGAAGAAAGUCAUGGCAGGGUUGAGUAAAAACUGCAACGAACAAGGGCAAUGGAGAUACUUGGUUCUUGGUCAAGCGUGUUGCCAUCUUGGUUUAAUGGAGGAGGCGAUGGUUCUUCUCCAAACCGGUAAACGGUUAGCCACCGCAGCGCUCCGCCGUCAGAGCAUUUCCUUAUCCGACGACAGCUUCAUCCUCUUCUCCUCCGCAGACGGCGCUUCCUCUCCUCCCUCCUCCGCGCGAUAUCUCACCGAAUCCGAUCACGUGCUAUCUCACAUUAAGCUCCUCUUGCGGCGCCGCGCCGCCGCACUCGCCGCUCUCGACGCCGGACUCUACUCCGAAUCAAUCCGCCAUUUCUCCAAAAUCCUCGACAGCCGCCGCGCAGCGCCGCAGGGCUUCCUCGCCGAGUGCUUCAUGCACCGCGCCUCGGCGUACAGAUCCGCCGGGAGAAUCGCUGAGUCCGUCGCCGACUGCAACAAGACCUUAGCGUUGGAUCCGUCGUGCCUCCAAGCGUUGGAGACCAGAGCGGCCUUGCUCGAGUCCGUGCGGUGCUUCCCCGACUCGCUUCACGAUUUGGAGCACUUGAAGCUUCUCUACAACUCGAUUUUACGUGACCGGAAACUUCCCGGUCCGGUUUGGAAACGGCACAAUGUCCGGUACAGAGAGAUACCGGGGAAGUUAUGCGUUUUGACGUCGCGGAUCCAGCAAUUGAAGGAGAGAAUCGCGAACGGAGGAAUCGGAAACGUUGAUUACUACGCUCUGAUGGGAGUCAGACGCGAUUGCUCGAGAUCGGAGCUGGAUCGAGCUUACUUGCUGCUCAAUUUAAAGCAUAAACCGGAGAGAUCAAUGUCGUUUAUUGACCGGUUUGAGUUAACCGAGGACGAGGAGGAAUUAGACUCGGUUAAGGACCGGGCGAGAAUGUCAACUCUAUUACUAUACAGAUUGAUUCAAAAAGGUUACUCCGUUGUCACAAGUGACCUUGCGACGGCGGAGAAGCAGCGCGCGGGAACGGGAACGCCGAUUAGAGCGGGUGCGGUUGCUGCGAAUAAUAACGUGAAUGUGGUGGAAGGAGUGUUUUGUAGAGAUUUGACGGUGGUUGGGAGUUUGAUUGCACGGACCGGGUUUAACCAACCGAUUCCGGUUAAGUACGAAGCGCUUAGUUGCUGAUUUUGUAUGUACAAUAGAAAAAGACAGAUCACAUUGGAUGAAAUUAUGGAUAAUAAGAAUAUUGUCUGCCCGAGAUUUUUUGGA
Messenger RNA from Brassica oleracea var. oleracea, 2043 nucleotides. RefSeq lists its product as uncharacterized. The record is from RefSeq and is a predicted model, not a curated record. Gene Ontology annotation, molecular function: protein binding. The transcript is spliced from 3 exons. NCBI's taxonomy places the organism in Eukaryota, Viridiplantae, Streptophyta, Magnoliopsida, Brassicales, Brassicaceae. Bases 406 to 1959 code for a protein of 517 amino acids.